Messenger RNA from Arabis nemorensis, 3003 nucleotides. NCBI's taxonomy places the organism in Eukaryota, Viridiplantae, Streptophyta, Magnoliopsida, Brassicales, Brassicaceae. The record is from the annotation of a GenBank genome assembly.
AUGGCCGUUGAGAAGCUACGAGACUCUACUCAGCCGAUUGACGUCGCUGCACUCGAUGCUACUGUUGAUUUCCUUUACUGUACCGAGUCGUCUAAGGAAGAAAGAGCUGCUGCGGAUAGUAUAUUGCGGGAUUUGAAAGCUAAUCCUGAUACUUGGCUUCAAGUGGUUCACAUUCUACAGAGCACCAGGAGUAUUCAUACCAAAUUUUUUGCUCUUCUUGUGCUAGAAGAUGUUAUAAAAUAUAGGUGGAAUGCAUUAUCUGUUGAACAACGUGAUGGAAUGGAAAACUACAUAUCUGAAGUCAUUGUCAAGCUCUCUACGGAUGAAGCGUCUUUCAGAUCGGAAAGCCUCUAUGUCAAUAAGUUAAAUGUCGUCCUGGUUCAGAUUGUGAAACAAGUGUGGCCUGCUAAGUGGAUAUUUUUUAUUCCUGAUCUUGUUGAGGCUGCUAAAACUAGCGAAACUAUCUGUGAGAAUUGCAUGGUUAUUUUGAAACUUCUAAGUGAAGAGGUUUUUGACUUCUCAAGAGGAGAAAUGACUCAGCAAAAGAUAAAACAGCUGAAAGAGUUUCUAAAUAGGCAACUGGAGACCCUCCUUCAGCACUUCUCUGUGGAGGCACAUAAGAAUCUCGCUCUUCAAUGUCUGUCAGAGGUUGCAGCACGUAAUCCUGGGGACUUAUACAACAUGCGAUAUGUCAACAUGUACAGCGAAUUCAUCACGAUGUUGCAGGCAAUCCUUCCUUUGGAUACAGAUAUCCCUGCGGCAUAUUCAACUGGAACUAGUGAAGAUCAGGCAUGCUUUUAUCCAGAACUUGGCCCUUUACAUAAACGAAUCCUAGAAUCUGCUCCCGAAAAUGUUCUUUUGUUACGUACCGGUCUGGAAUAUCUCACUCACAUAUCAUAUGUUGAUGACAAUGUAGUAUUUAAGGUUUGUUUGGCCUUUYGGGAUCCAUUAGUUUUGGAGUUGUGUGAGUCGCAUCAUCAUGCUGAGCACUCUGCACUGAUUACACGCCCGUUUGUAUUGAUGAUGAAUUACUUUCAAAAAUUUUGUGGCGGCACAGAGCGGCAAAAUAUGUAUUCUCAUAUAUUGUCAAGGUUAAGGAGGCUCAUGAUUAGUCGCAUGACUAAGCCUGAAGAAGCGCUAAUUGCUGAGGACGAAAAUGAGAACAUUGACCAUCUCGAGUAUAAGUUAGUGCGGAAGACAUUAAUCAACCUUUUAGACCUUGAUCCUGAUGAUACCGAACAACAGAUAYUGAGUAUGCUAAGCGAAGAGAUACGCCAACUGUCAAGCAAACUGAUAAGCACAGAGAUACGCCAACUGCUAAAAAAAGAGAACCGGCCUUGGGACAAUCUGAACACUUUAUGCUGUGCUAUUGGGUCUAUUUCUGGUUCCAUGGGAACAGAACAGGAAAACRGAUUUCUGGUGAGGGUCUUAAAAGAUCUGUGUAGUUUAUGUGCAAUUGCCAAGGACAACGACUAUAAAGCUGCUAUUGCAACUAACAUCAUGUAURUAGCUACUCGGUCUACAAGAUUCUUAAUGGGCAAUUGGACGAUUUUAAAAAUAAUAGUUCGUAGGCUGUUCGAGUAUAUGAACUAUCCUCAUCCCGGUCUAAAGGAUCUGGGUUGCGAGACAUUCAUAGYAAUUGCUCAGCAGUUGAAGUUCGAAUUUGUUUAUGUUCAGGUUGGUUGUAUGGUCCAGGCAGAACCAGAUCCUCAGAGGAAGGCUGAUUACCUCGAGAGGUUGAUGGAUUUCGCGAAUAAGGAAUGGCCACAGUUUAUAGCGCAAGCACGUCAGGGGGCAGAUGUUCUCAUGGUGCCAAAUAAUAUACGUUAUGUGCUUGGUGUCAUCCAGGCAAAUACGGUGGUUGCCACUUCACUAGGAAGUUCUUUCUUACACCAAUUUUCACGGAUCUUCUCGGAUAUGCUGGAAAUCUACAGAAUGUACAGUGAGCUCGUGCCAAACAACAUUGCUUUGAGGACAGAACUAAGGUCUGUGAAGAAGGCAAUCCUUAUUCUGAUAGAAACGUUUUUAGACAAAGCUGAAAACCUGCCAGGCAUUGUAGAACAAUUUGUUCUACCAAUGAUGGAUCCAGUAGUUAGUGACUAUGGAACAAAUGCUUGGRGUGGAAGGGAAUCAGAAGUUCUAUCACUCUUUGCGAUGUUAAUAAACAAGUACAAGGUUGUAAUGCAAGAUUUGGUGGCGCCUCAUAUUUUUGAAGCUGUUUUCCAGGGGCAGGGCGCUUUGGAGCUGAUUACUAUGAAUUUUGAAGCUGAUCCAGAGCACUGCCUCAAGUUUUUCGCGUUAGUUUUUGCUAUAGCUCAAUUUUGUGACCGUGUCUUGAUACAGUUGUCAAUUGAGAAACUAAAGCUUGUGAUGGAUUUAGUUAUCUGGGCAAUUAGGCAUAUGGAGAGAAAUAUCGCCGAAACUGGGCUUAACCUCUUGCUGGAGAUGCUGAAAAAGUUUCAGAAAUCUGACUUGUGUAACCAAUUCUACAAGACAUACUUUAUUCAAAUUGAGCAAGAAAUAUUUGCCGUCUUGACCGAUACUUUCCAUAGGUCGGGGUUCAAGUUGCAUGUGUUGGUGCUACAACAUCUAUUUUCUCUGGUUGAGAACGGUUCUCUGACGGAAUCUUUGUGGGAUACUGCAAUGGUACCUCAUCUGCAUCUAAACAAUGCCGCUUUUGUCCGUGUAUCCACCAUCAAGCUUCUAAGCUCAUCAUUCCCGAACAUGACUACAUCAGAGGUGACACAAUUCGUGAAUGGUCUUUCCGAGUCCAGAAGCGACCUAGGCAUGUUUAAGAAUAGCAUACGAGACUUUGUGAUACAGUCAAAGCAAUUUUCAGCUGAUCAGGAUAACAAAGAUCUAUAUGUUGGGGAAGCUGAUGCUCAUAUGGAGAGAGAGAGAAUAUGCUUUCGAUUCCUGGACUUAUCUCUCCCAACGAGAUUGAAGACACUGAUUCUUAGGAAGAGUUUCUUAAGUGAAUCUGAUCUGCCCAUAGCACCAUAG